AUGACUCUUCCGUAUGCUUAUUCGCUGUUAAUCGUCACUGCCAAGAAAUCCCGGAAGAUACUCACAGUAAAAGAGAACCGCCUCGUCUGUACUUUCAAUCUAAACUGUAAGUUGAAGUGAGUAAUUCAUUUGUAUCGGAUACUGAUGUCUCUGAAAGGUCUCCUUGCGGCAUGUCAAUUGAGUUCCGAAUCGAGACCUGGCGGCUUCUCCCGGGAAGCCCACCAUAAAUUCGAAUACGAUAUCUGGCGGCUUUACUCCGAAGAAGUGAUAGGUGCAGGAUCAAGACAAUUCUCCAUCAAGUUUUCUUCGGAUCUUAAUUCACUUAGAAUAGGCCCUCAAGUUCUCGCAAAAGACUCCAAAGGUGAUUAUGUCGAGGUAUUGGGCAAGAAAAACGCAUCUGAGUCAAUACCCUGGUAUUUUGAAGACUUUUGGGUUCGUGGUAAGUACGUAGUUCUUGUGUCUAGAACGAGAAUCCCGAAAAUCUCAUCCAACGACGAACCUCCAGCAAAUCACGAUCAUAAAGAGGCAACUGAAGUCCAAUCUGAGGAGAGCGACUUUCAAAGGGAUGUUGAGCCUCCAAUCGAGGAGUAAAACGCAGAAGAGACGACAACUAAGAAAGCAGUUACUGAUGUGCCAGACCAGAGCAACUCGGAUCCGGAGAGUUCUUCUUCUGAAGAACCAGAAAUAGAUAACGGUGAUGAAGAUUGGACAGAUGUGUCAACCGACCUCGAAAAGCUUGGAUUCCAGGUUGAGAAUGAAGAUAGUUCUGCCUCUGAGCCGCCAAAGUCUUCGUCAGAAGGCUCUUCGAAUAACCCUAACUCGAGCACAGACUUUGAUAGUGACGAUGAAGGGACGAGUAAGUCAACAUCUCUAUUUAAAUCACGUGAAUCGUUACCCUACCAACAGUUCCAGGUGAUGGACCGACGUCUGAAGAUGAGCCGCGUUACAGCAGAAACACUGCAGGGGAAUUUGCUCCGUUCGGGGACUCUGAUGAUAAUGAUUCCGACAUGGACGUCACUGCAGCGAAAAAUGUUUUCCGAAAAUCCUCCACGAAGCGUGGAAUGAUUACAGUAGUUGAUGUCUCCCAAACUCCACCAAAGCAGAUUUUCCUCCACAAUCACCAGUUGCCAGUGGCGUUGAACGGUUCUCCACCAGCCAUUCAUCCCACUCAACCACUUGUUGUUUGGCCACUUUCUGGAGGCAAUGUUCUUUUUGCUGACUUUAUGAAUAACUCGUACUUUAUUCGAGGGUUCAAGCCCAUGAUUCCUCGAGGUAAACUUUUUAUUCCUUUCAAUGAAAACUCCAAAUGCUGAUAGUACCAUAGCAAGGCAUUUGUUCGUCAAACCAAGAUUUUCUGGUGACGGCAAAUAUUUGCACUUUGCCUCUCUAGAAGCAGAAGUUCGUCUCUCUCCAGAGGAUAGGAAAGCGUUUCAAAAAGCGAUCAGAAAGAAGAAGCGUGCUUCUGGCAAAGGUGAAAACACCUCUUCUCUCGAAGCUCCUUGUAAGUUGUCUCUGCUAGUCACGACACAUAGGCUAUCGAAGCAUAAGAAAUCACGCAGUCAACCUCAUUUGAUACAUAGCACCGAAGUUCAGCUAGGAACCUUUGCAUCUAUCCCGACUACCCAAGUACCCCUCUCGUUGACAUGAACUCCUACACACUUGUUCGCAACCUUCAGUCGCAAUCGCCUUCGUGUGAUAAAGAUUGAUCUCUUCUCGCCUAUUCAUCUCAACGACAGGAGUCGUAAGAAACCAUCCAGAUACAAAUGACCAACAAAUUCUGCUAGCCAAAGUCCCAAAAAAUAACAUCUAUCUCCCUGACUCGUGCCGUGUUCGCGAGAUGCAGUAUUAUCCGCCACCUCUCAGCAAUAUAAGCCAGCCAGGCUCUGUGAUGAUAGGAUCUCUGAACACAAUUUCCCAACGACAUAUUCAAGAGAUGCCGGUUUAUCGACAAACGGACUCCCACACAGAUCCUCUGCCAGAUCUCAUAUCACCACCGAUUGGCAUGUUCGUCAGUGAGGAAGAUUUGGGCGGAUGGAUAAGCGAAGACGGGAGGGUGAUUGAGGUAUCUAAAAGAGCGGGAGGACUGCAGCGAAAAAUUGAAAAUUUCGAUGCUAAUGAUGAUUGUGAGUUUCCACUUAUUCAUGCUGCGCGUUGAAGACUUCGAUACUGACCGUGAUAGGUGACGUCGAGUUGUUCUUAGGAGUUCAGACUUGAUCUCCUUUGAAUUCAGGCGAAGUGGCUAGUGGAGAUUCAAAUCUAUCUCUCAUUGUUCUUCUUUUUUAGGUUAAGCCAGUGAUUGACUUCAAUCUUUGGAUUUAAUUACUCUAAUUGUCUUCUUCAAAAGCUACAGUCAAUAUUUUGAUUCCCUCGAUUUAGAAUGAUGAUGAACUCUUAUAACGGCUUUGCGCAAUGCGGAUACUUAUUGCCAUUCUUCUUCUCGAUCACGAGCCUUGCCUAGGGGGUUGAGGUUUCUUAACGGUUGGGAUCGUAUUCGUACUGGUUCAGCUAGCGAGUCAAGCUGAUUGGCCAUUCAGCUCGCUUUCGUCUCGUUCAGCCCCUAUACUGAGCUGAACAACAUUCUCUGAGAUCAGGUAUGAAUUCAAGAAAAAGUGGUGGAGCCAUUUUCUGAACUGUAUCAUCUCCCUAAGAAUAUGAAGGUUAAGAAAGAAAUGUAGACCUACAGAGAGAUGUAUAGUUGCUAUUAGAAGGAGAGAUGUUGCGAUUCACUUCCCACGUUACAAAUUACCAUUUUUCUUUUGAAGGCUGAAAGUACACGACUUAUAAC
Hymenoscyphus albidus is the source of this 2785-nucleotide messenger RNA. The record is from the annotation of a GenBank genome assembly. Lineage: Eukaryota; Fungi; Ascomycota; Leotiomycetes; Helotiales; Helotiaceae.